This is a messenger RNA of Salvelinus sp. IW2-2015, 1119 nucleotides long. The record is from RefSeq and is a predicted model, not a curated record. Lineage: Eukaryota; Metazoa; Chordata; Actinopteri; Salmoniformes; Salmonidae.
AUGACCUUCCUCCCAAGUCCCAACCACCUGCUCCAGUCGGUGAUCCCAGAUGACUGUCAGGUACAGAUAGAAGCUAGCGGACUGCAGACUGAUGUGCAGAAGAUCCUGAGGAACGCCAGGAAACUGCCAGAGAAGACCCAGACCUUCUACAAGGAGCUGAACCGUUUACGCAAGGCUGCGCUGGCGUUUGGUUUCUGGGAGCUGCUGAAGGGAGUUGCAGAGCUGUUAGAGAGGGAGUGUACCCUGCUGCCGGACACAGCUCACCCUGACGCAGCCUUCCAGCUAUCACACGCUGCCAAGCAGCUGAAACUAGCCUCCACAGGAGACUCCCAGUACGCUGCCUUCGACCAGAACAUCAACCCCAUGCACACCGACUUCUCUGGGGGAGGAGCUGGCAUGUAGAGAGGAAGGAGAGAGAGAGCUUCUGAAAUGGCGUCCCAGUAUCUGGGCGUUAGAGAUGUUGACCUGUCUCCUCUCUAACGCCCCCCCCCCCCCGGAAACUCCCGAUUCAAACUGCCAUGACAGCGUUGUAAAAAAAAGACGUUAGAUGCUCAGUGAAACUCCAUAUUUAGUGAGUAACUAUCUUCAUUUACUCCUGUUACGGACGGAAAUGUAAUUCCAGAAAAUAUCGAAAUAAAAACGUACAAGCAACCGGGAGAAAAAGCCAAUAUUCACUCGCGUCCAAGUCAGAAGUCUACAACAGCUCAAUACAUUGAAGGUACCGAAGAGGCUAUUCCCCCCCCCCCUUCCGUUUGCAUUUAUAAAUAAUGAAAAACGACAUACUGUAGUUUGUUGAGUAACGGCUGUAUUUUGACAAUUCUUGCAGUUGUCUAAUGGCAGUUUGAAUCUGAGGAGACCCGUCGAUCACUAAAGCCCAGAUACUGGGGGACAUGUUCCCAUAGGCCCUGGUCUAAAGUAGUGCACUAUAUAGGGAAUAGGGUUCCAUAGGUCUCUGGUCUAAAGUAGUGCACUAUAUAGGGAAUAGGGUGCCGUUUGGGACUAUUAGAAUGGCACACCAACUGUUAACUCAAAGCUAAGGCCUAUGGCUUCACAUGUGUUUUUGACCUGUUUUGUACAUAUCGUUUUUAUAACUUUCCUAAUGAAUAAAUGAUUAAAAAA